AUGGCAGGCGUACAGCCCGAAGCCUCUGCGAAACCAAACCAGGAUGACCUUGUACCUGGCGUUCCAGAUGAAGAUCUGUGGUUAUUGAUCCGACGCUUCAAUAAGCAAAUAUAUAAUGUGCAAGCCACGUCUGAACCUCGUGCGGGUGACCUCGACCUCAAUCCCGUCCAAGAUGAACAAUUUCCGCCAGAGAAAGUGCGAAUUACACUGGAGAGGCUCUAUGUCUCUGUUAUUGUAGGGGUGAUCACGUUGUAUACUCAUGUCGUCAGGUUGCGGUCGUGGAAUGAGCCCCGACGUACCUCAGCCUUUUGUGCAACCUAUUUCGUCGCAUGGUUUCGGGGUAUUCUCGUUCCCACCAUUUCUCUCUUCCUUGCUGCUUUGAUUCUGUUUCCGUCACUACGGCCCUUGUUGUUUCCUAGUCUUACUCCCGAAGACAACGGGCCCAAGACCCAGCCACAGCAGGCCACAGACCAACCCAGCAAGCACAAGGGCGAAGCUGCGGAGCAAGAAGCCAAUAGUCUCAUGAACAGCAUUGCUAAAAUUGCAGUGAAAGCGGCGACGAGCAGACAUGGCCAGGAAAGUACUGGUGACAGUCUAGAAGAGACGCUUGCUUCAGACUCGACCACAGAUGUCAAUACCAUCCCAGAUGCUGCGGUGACAGGGGACGAUACCAAAAGGUCCAUGAGAAAGGCGGUCGCCAAUGCCACCACCCAAGCGAUGCGUGUAAUCAGUGACGGCACCGACAUUUACGAGAUGUUCUCCAACGUCCUUUCUCCGACGCCGCCCUUCACCUCUGUGACGGCGCAGAUUCAGCUAGUUGGUGUUCUUCUCCUGAUCUGUUUGCUCACCUCCAUCGUAUCAAAUGACUUCAUUGUCAGAGCCAACAGCUUCACCCUCGGCUUUAUCUUCUUUGGCGGUCCCAUGCACCAGUACUCUAUGAACUACCUUAAUGAGAAAUUCCCCGACUGGAAGAAAUCCCUGGAUCCACGAGAAACCAUUCUGAAGAACAUCCCCACCAACGCUCAACUAACACUUACCCUCCUCCGACUCUGCGAAACCAACAACACCCCGCUCCCCUCCCCACCAUCCUCCCUACAACCCCACUCCAACAAUCCCAUACCAUCAUGGAUAACCUACAAAGACAAGCUCAAGAUCACAGCCACUGCUGCUGCAGCAGCUAGCUCAACCAGCCUCACCACAACCGCCACCGCUACCACCACCACAUCCACAUCUACCUCCGAGCCCUCCACCUCCAAGCGCAGGAGAUUCCUCCCCCGCCUCCUCCGCAUCCUCCGCACAACCAUCACGCUCGCCACAAAGGGCCACUCCGCAUUCAACCAAGCCAUGGCAAUCGCAGGCGCCACGCAGGGCACCAGACGCCUCCUCCUCACCAUGCACCGCCGCAAUUGGGAAUGGGAGACCUCCGGCCCCGACACCUUUGACGCGAAAUUCGAGCGUAAGCGCGGCACAUUGGUCAUCGACUCCUCCUCCUCCCCGUCCUCCUCAUUCAACCCCCCAGAAAACGAGCCUUCAACCGCUCAGCUAGAAGAAGAAGAAGAAAAAGGUGAGAACUUAAAUCCAUCUCCGAUCCUCUACUUCAGCACCCUCCACUCCGCCACCCUCGAGGACCGCCGACUCGAGCACCAGAAGAAAGGAACGGUCUUGUUCCAGAUACCCAUCUCUCAAAUCCGAGGCCUCCGGAAGACGGAAGGGCUGGGUUGGAAGGGGAAAUUGAUCGUGGAGUUGGCGGCGGGGAGCAAAGAGUCGGUAGAUGGGUUGGUGAUCUGCGGGGCCGAGGAGGGUCAGACGUAUCAUGUCACUGGGAUGAAGGCGAGGGAUCAGUUGUUCAAUCGGUUGGUGGCUAUGGGGGGCCAGGCGUGGGAGAGGGUGUGA
Molecule: messenger RNA, 1893 nt
Organism: Aspergillus brunneoviolaceus CBS 621.78
Lineage: Eukaryota; Fungi; Ascomycota; Eurotiomycetes; Eurotiales; Aspergillaceae
Exons: 5
Coding region: 1-1893 (630 amino acids)
Source: RefSeq, a predicted model, not a curated record